UCCGAAACCGUGCAUAGGAAUCUGGCCCACCUCCUUCCCCACGUACUUCACACCCACGGGUGGGCACCCACGCGCGGGCACCUGGCGGACACCCGCACGGCUGCACUGCGCCCCGCACACGCAAUCACACGACACAAACUCACACCCAUUUGCGCGCACCCGCAGCGUUCCUGCGCUUAUGCUCCGAUUCCCCACGCAGAGCCCCCAGGCCCCUUUGACCAAACAUUACCGGUGAGAUGGCUGAGGGUAGCAGCUGCGGAGCAGGGCAGGCCACCCCUCUUGGAAACCCUCUCGCCAGCAGGGUACAGGGGCUGUUUUCUCCCACGGUAUGCGAAGGUGAAAUCCCAAAUGUUUGAUUGAGUCCUUCAGAUGUUUCCCCCCGACCGUGAGGAGCCCCCACCACACCACAGGUGCGAGAAUGGCCGAAACUUUGGGGCCUUCGGACUGCUCAGGGAGGGGACUCUUAUUUUGAAGAGCAGCCCCCAUUCGCCACCCCCGUGAUUUGCACGCUGACCCAAUGGCUAGCCCUUGGCCGGCUCUCGGCUUGUUAUCAAUUACAUGUUGUUCCUACAGCCGCUGUGUCCCCGGGAGGAUAAACAGCAGGCCUGGCCGGCUAAGAGAGGGGGCGGAGUCCAGCGGCCGGCCAGGGACCGUGCCCAGAACCGGGUGCCCCCUCCCCCUGCACGCAGCCUGCGCCUCUGGCUGCGCCACGUGCUGCUGUUUUUCAGGACCGGCUUGAGCGCUGGCACUCAGGCUGUCUGUCAGCCCUGGGUCCUCCGUGCCUCAGUGUCCCGUGGUUGCUCAGUUCUGUUUUAAGAUCCUGUUGACUGGCUGGGGCCACUCCACUCCUGGAUUCUGGAAGCAUUCAGCAAAGACUAGGGCUGUUUUUGACUCUAGAUCUAGACCUGUACUGAAGUCAGAACUUCUUGUAUUCUGGUGGGGACGCAAAGCAUAGACAGGUCUCACAGUGGUGCCUGCUGUGAAGAAUAUAAUCCUGGGUGAUUUGCCCAAGGGAAAGUGACUUCUGAGUUGAGAUCUAAAUAAUGAGCUCCCACCUGGAAUGCUAGGAGAGUCAGGACUUCCAAAGAGGUCCGGGCUCUGUUAGUGCAGGUGAGCCAGGCCCGAGUAGUUGGAGGGGCAGCAUGUGGGCGGGGAGGGUUUGGGUGCUCUGGGCCCUGGACACAUUUUAAUGGGGGAGGGAGAUUCUUCCGUGUAGUUCCAUUUUGACAUCAUCCAUUUGUACCUGUUCUCUCUUUCUUGCCUCCCUUCCAUGUUCCAGUGGGAUCUCACGGAGCUGCCCUUGAACUCAUGAUCCCCUGGCUGUCCCCUGGGUGCUGAGAUUACAAGCAUCAGCCACUAUGCCUACCCAGCACCACUGUUUAUUUUUAUAGCAGACCUUGGUUUCUAUCCUUAUAAAAAUCAAGCCUGGAGACCACCAUCACACUUGAAAACAGUGUGAGCGCUCAGUGUUGUAGUGUGUCGAGCUGUGAUCCUAUUUCAUUUCAGGAGAUUUUAGGUGGUCCUGUUCCAGGUCCUGGGACACCAUGUGCAUUUGCUUGACUAUUCAAACCCUAAGAAGUGCUCAGUACACAUGAGCUCUUUGGGUGUGUGUGUGGCCUAGGCGCCAGGUCACACUGGCGGCACCCAGAUGUGCACACAGAGAAGUAGUGCCUGAGCUCACGCAGCUGAUAGCUGCAGACAAGGUGUGUGUGCCCAGCUCCUUUGCCCUUCACAUUGUCUGUCACUUUAUUCCUUCCCAGCACCUGCUUUAGUAAAGAGUGUGUUUUAAAAGCACACACCCGGUUUUAAAUCCUCAGCUGAGUGUUUAAACCCAGAUGGCCUCCUGGUAAGACUGCUCUGGGGCUCAGAUCUUGCCUCUAUUCCCUGGAGCAAGAGAGAAACUUAGAGAGCACUGAGGCAUAGAACAGUUGGGGAAACUGAGGCACAGGAGAGCAAAAUGACUCUGGCCUCUUGGCUGCUGGGCAGUACCAGGUGCCAGGAUGUGGACCUACUAGACAGAUGGACAGGAUGUGGGUACAGAGACUCUGUACUCUACAGCUCUGAGCAUUCUUCGCUAGUCUUGAUAAUCACACAGCCAGCCAUGGUCACUGGGCGGGGACAAAGGUCCAGAGAGGUGGCCCCAUCACAGUCAGAUACUGUUGACUCUCCUUGGACGCCAGACCUAGCAUGGGAUGUUGCUUCAGAGGACACAGCUUUCUCCUCUCUCCUUUCUGUCCACAUUCUCUGAGCCCUUCUUGGGUACCUGGUGUGGUGCUGAGUGCUGGGGACAGGGCAGAGUGUGCUGCCAAGAGGGGACACAGACAUCUGCUGAGCUUCCCCAAGUCGCCACCACAGGCUCGGCCAAGCCAGCAUGGUGGACCACUUGCUUCCAGUGGACGAGACCUUCUCGUCACCAAAAUGCCCAGUGGGGUACCUGGGUGAUAGGCUGGCCAGCCGGCGGCCAUACCACAUGUUGCCCUCUCCCAUCUCUGAGGAUGACAGCGAUGUCUCCAGCCCCUGCUCUUGUGCCAGCCCUGAAUCGCAAGCCUUCUGUUCCUGCUACAGCGCAGGUCCAGGCCCUGAGACCCAGGACAGCAUCUUGGAUUUCCUUCUGUCCCAGGCCACGCUGGGCAGUGGUGUUGGCAGUGGAGGUGUUGGAGAUAGCAGUGGCCCUGUAACCUGGGGAUCAUGGAGGAGAGCCUCUGUGCCUGUGAAGGGGGAACAUUUCUGCUUCCCUGAAUUCCUGUCAGGAGACCCUGAUGAUGUCCCCAGGCCUUUCCAGCCUACCCUGGAGGAGAUUGAAGAAUUCUUGGAAGAGAACAUGGAGGCUGAGGUCAAGGAGGCUCCAGAGGGCUGCAGCAGGGACCUGGAGGCCUGUGGCCAGCUCUCAGCUGGGUCACACCGGAGCCACCUCCAUCCAGAGUCUGGUGGGAGAGAGCGCUGUACCCCACCACCAGGUGGCACCAGCGGGGGUGGUGCCCAGAGUGCGAGUGAGGGGCCAGCACGGGAUGGCCCCAUGCCGGUGCUGCUGCAGAUCCAGCCUGUUGCUGUGAAACAGGAGGCAGGUGCGGGGCCAGCCUCCCCAGGGCAGGCCCCGGAGAGCGUCAAGGUCGCCCAGCUCCUGGUCAACAUCCAGGGGCAGACCUUUGCACUUCUGCCUCAAGUGGUACCAUCCUCCAACUUGAACCUGCCCUCCAAGUUCGUGCGCAUCGCACCUGUGCCCAUCGCUGCCAAACCUAUUGGUUCGGGAUCCCUAGGGCCCGGCCCUGCUGGCCUCCUUGUGGGCCAGAAGUUCCCCAAGAACCCAGCAGCAGAACUUCUCAAAAUGCACAAAUGCACUUUCCCCGGCUGCAGCAAGAUGUACACCAAGAGCAGCCACCUCAAGGCCCACCUGCGCCGGCACACAGGCGAGAAGCCCUUCGCCUGCACCUGGCCGGGCUGCGGCUGGAGGUUUUCCCGCUCAGAUGAGCUGUCACGGCACCGGCGAUCUCACUCGGGUGUGAAGCCGUACCAGUGUCCUGUGUGUGAGAAGAAGUUCGCGCGGAGCGACCACCUCUCCAAACACAUCAAGGUGCAUCGCUUCCCACGGAGCAGCCGUGCGGUACGCGCCGUCAACUGAGUGCGGUGGCCACCCCACCCGCCCCCAGCCCCACGCUUGGUUUUUAGAUGCAAUAACUUAUUGCCUCCUUCGGAAGGAUGUGACAAUGUUACCAGCCCCCUUCUGAAUCUUAGGAGGUGUGACCCAGAGCCGCCAUGGCUGCCUUUCCGGGGAGGACCUAGAGUCCCCAAAGGUCCCUGGGGGCUGGUUCCCCUGGUGGCCCAGGUGGCCCAGGCAGGCCUGCGCCCUUGUGCCUUUGUGCCUUCCUGCCAGCUGGAAGGGUUGUUUGGGGGGCCCUUACCCUUCUCCCAUUUGGCUCCCUACCUGGGCCAAAGCCAACAUUAUUGCUGGGGAAGAAGUGUUUUGGUUGUGUCGAAACAGUUCCCAGAGGGAGCCAUGCUGGGAAAAAUGGAGUAGGUCAAAAGUGUAGGGCUGCACUGUGGCAUGAGGACCGUACCAUAUGCAAGAGGCCUUUGAGGGUCCAGGAGGAUGGCCACCCUCGUUCUAGGCCACAAUGCAUGUGCUUAAAUGCAAGACAAAUGGAGCCAUAUCCAUCCAUGUGUACCCAGCCUGGCUCGUCGGCCUCCCGACGUCAGCCUCCCGGUUGCGGUGGGAGGAGACAGGAACAGGCCUGGUGGAUGCAAAGCAACUAGCUAAUGCCUCCCAGUCUGACUUAGAUUUGCAUUCCUCAUCAGGUCUAGAAAUUAGUACCAAUUGGACUAGCUUGUUUUGACAGGUCUAUUUCACAUCCUAUGAAUGUAUGUAAAUAAACUGUACAUAGGUACGCAUCUACAUAAAAUAUCUUUUAAUAACACGUUGACAUUUGUGUAAAUUUGAAAUUAAAAAAUUCUAUAAAGUCGGUGUACAUAUGUUACAAUUAUGUAUAUUUUCUUUGGUCCUUCAUAAAAAUAUAUUUACUUUGCCAAUAAAAAGAGAAAAAAACUCAA
Molecule: messenger RNA, 4545 nt
Organism: Peromyscus californicus insignis
Lineage: Eukaryota; Metazoa; Chordata; Mammalia; Rodentia; Cricetidae
Gene: Klf15
Product: KLF transcription factor 15
Exons: 3
Coding region: 2372-3619 (415 amino acids)
Biological process (GO): regulation of transcription by RNA polymerase II
Molecular function (GO): DNA-binding transcription factor activity, RNA polymerase II-specific; RNA polymerase II cis-regulatory region sequence-specific DNA binding
Source: RefSeq, a predicted model, not a curated record